Physella acuta is the source of this 1450-nucleotide messenger RNA. RefSeq lists its product as uncharacterized. The record is from RefSeq and is a predicted model, not a curated record. NCBI's taxonomy places the organism in Eukaryota, Metazoa, Mollusca, Gastropoda, Physidae.
UUAACUCAUUUCUAUUCUAGAUCUACGUCUAGAUCUAGAUCUAGGUCUAGAUGUAAAUGGAUUCUUGAACAUCUGAUGUUGUGUAAUGUGCACAUAAAAAAUCCAUUAGUCAUGCUUAUAUAAGUAAAGUAGGCCUAAUUAAUUAUUGAUCUAUUUCUGCCGGCAGUAGUUUUCUUACUAACUAGAAUCUAGAUCUACUAGACUACUAGAUCUACUACUACACUACUAGGGUUAGAUCUAGUAGAGAUUCUAGAAUCUAUCUACUCUAGAAUCUAGAUCUAGAUCUAGUAUCUAUGGAUCAAAACAAGGUUGCUCUUGUUGAGGACAACUCUUGUCCACUGGGUGUGCAGCUUGUCAACACUAGAAGAACCAACAAACCAUCAGACUCAUCUGACCUUGUGGAGCUUGCCCAAGCUGUCCAAAAGGCUGAUGAAUUUACAAAAGCUGCUGCUUACAGUAAACUGAGUGUUAUCGCUGAACAAAUUCGAUUUCUUCAGGACCAAGCAAGAAAGGUCCUUGAAGAAUCCAAACAAAAUGCUUUAUUGCACCAUGCUGCAUGUAACCUUGUGAAAAGACCUGGAACAAUUUAUUACUUGUACCAGAGGGAGUCAGGCCAAAGCUAUUUCAGCAUUUUGUCACCUCAGGAAUGGGGAAAGACUUGCCCUCAUCAAUUUUUGGGGGCUUAUAGGUUGGAGUUUGACCAGACAUGGACCCCUUUUACAGUGCUGGAGCAGAAAGAUAAGGAACUGGCUUUCUUAGAUCAAGUUUUUAAUGCCCAGCAGGCCCUAGCUGCUGAUGAUAUAAUAGAGUUGAAGAAAUCCUCUAGUUUAGCACAAAUUUCAGACAGGGCUGUUGGCAAAUGUCAAGAGAGCUGAGUGGACAGUAGGUCAUGGGAUUGUGUGAUGGGGAGUGUACAGUAGGUCAUGGGUGUAGGGAUUGUGUGAUGGGGAGUAGACAGUAGGUCAUGGGUGUAGGGAUUGUGUGAUGGGGAGUGGACAGUAGGUCAUGGGUGUAGGGAUUGUGUGAUGGGGAGUGGACAGUAGGUCAUGGGUGUAGGGAUUGUGUGAUGGGGAGUGGACAGUAGGUCAUGGGUGUAGGGAUUAUGUGAUGGGGAGUGGACAGUAGGUCAUGGGUGUAGGGAUUGUGUGAUGGGGAGUGCUUGCUUCCAAUCUGGCACAUUUAACCUGUGCAACUCUGGUAUAUACAGUUUAAAAUUGUCAGUGGAGUAUACAAAUAAUAUUUGGUGUAACAUGUAUUGUGCUGUUUAUUUUUGUUCACUUCUAAAGUUGAGUAAGACAAUUACAUUUUUGUGAGAAACCUUGAUCAUGUGAUUUCAAAUGGUGCCUGCAGUUGGCAAAGCAAUGAAAUCUCAGUCUAUCAAAUUUCUCUCAUUCAUUAAUUCCAAUGCAAUCAUACAGAAUAUCAGAGGUAAUAAAGUUAACAAAAACUG